AUUGUCACCUCCACGUUUGCUCACGCGCACGCUCCAGCCACCGCGCCUCCCCGCCCUAUAAAUCCCAGCCCGCCCGGUGGCACAAGCAUCACAUUCCUCAGCCCACUUCUCUCUCCAUCCCUACACUGUAGACAGCCAUGUUCCGCAAGUCGAUUUUUCAAUUAUUCUCGCGUGCGACGACGAGCGAGGCCAAGAUGAAGGAACGUCAGAACAAUGCACAGCCCGCACCCAGGGCAGAAGCUGCCCCGGUUGGCGGCACCUCCUCCACUGGCCCAUCAAGCAGCACUCCAGUCGCGAGCGGUAGUCACGCAAGUAGGAGCGCGACCACACACGGCGGCACGUCCUCCGGCGUUCAUCACGCAAAGCCUGCUCCUGCCUCCGCGGCACCCGUGCAGGACUCAAAGGCGCAAGCACAGGAGGAGCGACGCGCACGCCAUGCGAAGCUGUUCGAGGAACACGGCAUCAAGGCCCGCGACUUUGCGUACGAGAGCAGGCACCCGCCGAUCAAGUCUGUGCCGUACUUCCCGCCGAUCCAGUUCCAGCCCGACCCGUACAAUCGCACCAGGAUGACCUACGAGGACCAGUUUGAGCCCGACGAGUACACCGGCCGGACAGCCUACUUUGACGCUGAGACCGGAGGCGUCUCUGUCGGCCUGCUGCCCCCCUAUAAGCGGCGCGCCCUCGAGCGCGUCCCUACGGAGCCUGCCAUUGACUUUGCGCCGCCGCAGCCAACGGACGACUAUGGCCUGUCAGGGUUUCCAGCCGUCCAGUUUGCCGCCGCCCCAGUCACCCCGCAACGCAACACCCUGCAACGCACGUUCGCCCUCAUCGGGAGUCCGGUCGCUGGCCCGUCGAAUCGCCGAGGCGUUUCGCCGUCUUCGCCACCCGACCUCCAAGGGGUCUCGCAAGAAACAGAAGACUGGACGGACACGCCGCUAGCGACUCCGCGCAAUAACGCACGGUCGCCUGUCGCAAAUACCAGCGCGAUCCCCGCCACGGAGCUCGACACGCCCUCUCGCGUCCCCCCUGCGGAGGACGUGUCCUUCUCUCAGCUAGGGCUCACUCCCGAGAACUCUCCCGCGUCCACGCAUGGUCUGCGCCGUCAACGCGCAUUUUCGCAAUUGCCCGUCGCACAGCCGUACUUCCCGACUACUCCGAGCUCAACACACAACGCCUCCGCGCCACAGUCACCGGUAGCUCGUCUCCCCGCUACGCCCACGCCUACACGCAAACGCAAGUACAAGGAGGUGGCCGAGAACCCGUCCAUUGCCCGGUCCUCUCACUACAACCUGCGCGAAAGGGCCACUGCGUUGUACAGGUCCGCCAGCCGCGGCCGCCUCACGCGGUCCAUGACGAUAUGUGUAGAUGUCGACGUAAAGCGCGGCUCGCCCGCCAAGACGCAUAGGGACGUCAAGGAUUUGACAAGCCCACGGCCGAGGAAGAGUGCGAGAUUGUCGCGGACGUGAAUGAAGGCCAGGAGUGAGAUGAGAUGUGUUCGUAUAGUGUUUUGUCGUUGCCGUUUGGCUAUAUUCGUGUGAGGCGUGCGUGCCACUGUCCAAUCUCUGCUGUGGUCUGCGCGUCGUCACUGCUAGUGUCUGAGUACAUUCGAUUGUCGUAACUUAAUCCUUUUUUUUGCUCUCUAUGCUUACGUUCCGUGCGUACCACGAUUCACUGGACGGACAGGUCUACCCUCAUGUUCUCGAUACUUGUACGAUAGUCGACAUCCUAGGUAUACUGGCAUUCAGGAUGGUCCGUUGCAGUCUCUCCCACAUAUACUAACGUCGAUGUAAGAGUAUGCAACCGCGACAUGUAGCUUUCAGAAUUUUAAGUUUGGUAGCUGUUGCGCUCGUAAAUGUGGUG
Molecule: messenger RNA, 1860 nt
Organism: Laetiporus sulphureus 93-53
Lineage: Eukaryota; Fungi; Basidiomycota; Agaricomycetes; Polyporales; Laetiporaceae
Exons: 1
Coding region: 138-1466 (442 amino acids)
Source: RefSeq, a predicted model, not a curated record